Messenger RNA from Coregonus sp. 'balchen', 3587 nucleotides. Lineage: Eukaryota; Metazoa; Chordata; Actinopteri; Salmoniformes; Salmonidae. The record is from the annotation of a GenBank genome assembly.
AUGCCACUCUGCUGCAAGGGCAGAGACAAGGGCAGAGACAAGGGCAGAGAGGGCAGUGGCUGUGCCGUGUCCUCUGACCAAAGUGCAUAGUCCUUUCCCCUCCGGCACUGUGGCGCCAAAUGCACCUGUACACGACACAUUACUAUCAAGGACUCUUCGAAAUCUGUGACCCCCUUUCUGACAGUACUCUGUGUGUUCCACAAAGGAUGACAGAAGUGCAGUUUCCUCGGAUACUGUUAAACAGUUUUACACACAGUUCUCUAUCCUAUUUAGUGUUCCCCAAUGUUCAACCUUGAGAGGACCUGUAUUCGGGAGCAUGUUUGCAUGGUGGAUUGGGAGGAUGCACAGUUAGUUCGUUGUCACCCAACUGCUGUCAGUUGACAAACAGGAUUACAGGGCCUGCUCUGGGGAGCGGAGAGGCUUCUGCCCCUGUUCAAGUAACAUGAUGCACGGCACGGCACACCGCUCCUCUCCUCUACUCCGCUAUGGUCACCAGACCAGACACACUGAGAAUUACCACUGAAGGUCAGUGAAGUCAGACACUGAAUGUCACAGCUUAGACACAGUUUGGGGAAGAGCAGGAAUAUUCAGAUAAAUACGUCUGUCUAUGCUGUCUCCUGUCCUGAAAAAUAGUAAUUCCCUGCUCCUGCAUUCCAGCGUAGCAGCCCUGGGAUUAGGUAGCAGGGAGUUAAAAGGCAACAGAAACGUAUCGAUUAGAAGGAGUGAAUCAGAGAGCCAUGAUGCCUUGAAUAAUAAAUUGAAGGGAACACAGCCACCGCUUGUCAAAUGGGGACUAUCAUUACGAGGGGAUAGACUCCUGCAUUUCUCCCAUUGGUUGAUUCCCCCUGUAGAUAAGCUGAUGGAUAAGUCACACCACGGGGCCAUGGAAGCGUGUUACCAAACAGCAGGAAGUCUGACUGUCUCUGAGAAACUUAACAUAGGUUUAAGUGAGCAUUCCACAGCCCAUUUACCCCCCCCCCGCUUUGACAGGUGUGCUUUGACAGGUAUUUUCUAAUCCUUGCCGUAAAUGACUGGUUAAUUAGAAGGAAUUUAUAGCACCAACACACACUCUCUCGCUCUCUCUCCCUCUGACUAUGGUUCUGAGUAUAGUAGAGUUGUAGUGAGCUGAUGGACACAGAUUAACUGCCUCAUAAUACUACUAUCUCCCAGAGGUGAGGAUAUAUUGGAAAACUGAGAAAAAACGGAGAUGUAGUAUGUGCAGGAGGUGGUACAUGAACAAAAAAGCCCAUACUGUAAUAUAGAUCCAAUCAGACUUCCUGAGGUACUAGAUCCAGUGACCGACUGAAGCUCAUGUUAUUGUUUGGGCUGAUCUUGAACAGACUUUAAGAGCAACACAGGCCUCAGUCUGUAACCGACUUAGACACCAGAGGAUUUGGAGUUGUGGAUACCGAGCCCAGAGCGUAAUGUAUUGAGUGGCUCGAUAGCAGCAGAAUUCCUCAAAGGCCCAACGCCACUCCGUGAAGCCAGAAAAUCUAUGAUAGCAACAGGUCACAUGACUCAUCUAUCAGGCCAGAAUACGUUUUUCUCUCUUAUAUAGAUAUAUCUGACAGUCUCUCUCUGCUCUGGCCCCCCUACAUCAUCCCUCAUACUGUUUACUCCUGACCUGGCUGUCUCCAUAUCUCCCAUCUGCUUUAUCAUCCUACCCGUCCCUUCUUCCUAGUCAAUAUCUCACUCUUUUAUCACUUUGAUUCCACUUACAGUAAUUCUCCUCUCCCCACAACUCAUCUUUCUCGACUUUCACAAAAAGAAUAUUCCAAAAAACAUUCUUCUUUCCUUUCAAGUCCCGAAUUAGACAUCAAAGUCAGACGGCAAAAUUUCAAUUCAGAAUCAAAUCCCCAGUCUAAAUGUAGCUACCUCCUCUAAUUCGUUUCCCUCUCUCUCUCUCUCCUCUCUCCAGGCUGCGGGCUAGAGUUCCUGCUGGUUCUCUGUGGUCUGGAGCUAUGCUGGUCCUGCCCACACCACUGUAUCUGUUACACCGCGCCCAGUACCGUCAGCUGCCAGGCACACAACUUUCUGUCCGUCCCCGAAGGCAUUCCCCCGCACAACGAGCGCAUCUUCCUGCAGAACAACAAGAUCCACCGGUUGCUGCAGGGCCACUUCAGCCCCACCACGGUCACACUGUGGAUCUACUCCAACAACAUCACCUACAUCGAGCCCUCCACCUUCCACGGCUUCGCCCAGCUGGAGGAGCUGGACCUGGGGGACAACCGUCACCUGCGCUCCCUGGCUGCAGACACCUUCCAUGGACUGGGCCGACUCCAUGCUCUGCACCUGUACCGCUGUGGGCUCAGUGCGCUGCCCAGUAACAUCUUCCAGGGGCUACGCAACCUGCAGUAUCUCUACCUACAGGUACGUUGGCCACUGGGGCUCUAUGGCACUCUGAGUCAAACGAAACAAUGCUGGAUUUUACAUUUGAAAAUACAAUAUAUAUACCCGUGGCUGUUAAGCUUUAGUUUCUCUGUCCUACUUUAUAGUAGCCACAUACCUUAUAACCAAACAACAUGUUGGUAGGUACAGUGUUACAGAGUACUGUAGGUGUAUAACCUCUCCAUUUUGCUGUGUUUGGCUGUUCUCAGGAUAAUCACCUGGAGUUCCUGCAGGAUGACAUCUUUGUGGACCUCCACAACCUGAGCCACCUGUUCCUGCAUGGGAACCGUCUGUGGUCGCUGCACCAGAACACCUUCCGGGGGCUGGGGGCCCUGGACCGCCUGCUGCUGCACCACAACCAGCUGCAGUGGGUGGACCGCCUGGCCUUCCACGACCUGCGUCGCCUCACCACCCUCUACCUGUUUAACAACUCACUCACCGAGCUGUCUGGAGAGUGCCUAGCACUGCUGCCUGCUCUAGAGUACCUGCGCCUCAACGACAACCCCUGGGAGUGUGACUGUAAGGCCAUGUCACUGUGGGACUGGCUCAAACGCUUCAGAGGUUCUACUUCGUCCGUUGGCUGCCAGGCCCCGGCCGAGCUGGCUGGGAAGGACCUCAAGCAGCUCCGCAAGGAGGACUUCCCCAACUGCUCUGGCUCUGAGUCUCUGCACCAGAGCAAGACCUGGGCCGGGACUGAUAAGGUAUCACUGAAGAAGGAGCCACACCCGGUGCCACCGCCUCACUCCCACCCCCACCGCCCUCACCACAACGAGGCACCACACUAUCCCUCGCCGCCCUCGCCUCUGCCCCAUCCGCCCCCAUCCAUAAACGGGGAGGGCCCGGGUUCAGAGGGACAGCCUGGGGUGGCGCCCCCUCAGAGGCCAGGCCGCGCUCGGAACUGCACCCGCCAGCGCGUCAGGGGAGGCAAGGGGAAGGGGCAGAACGAGGUGCAUACCUUAAAGGAGAUGGCCGAUAAGGAGUAUUCCUCGCCUGAUUUUGAAGGGGGCAAAUAUGACCACACGUCCCCGGAUGGCACCGUCACGCGGAGGAAGCAUAAGUGCCCUCCCCAGACCACUGUUCGCCCCCCUAGUGGGGUACAACAAGCCACCAAUAGGGCCACGUUCUCCCAGCCCUUAAUACAUCCCAACGCCAUACUGGGAGCUUUGUUGCUCAUGACCAUUGCCCAUAUUCUCCGCUGA